AUGCUCUCAGGACACAUGCCUGGAAGUGCCCAUGGGAUCCUCUCUCUGAUAACGGUGGUGUUCGUCCUCCCAGAGGUGUCUGGACUCCAGUGUUAUGGCUGCAACAUCAUCGUUGGCACCAAAAAUGUGGACAUGGGGUGCUCUAACCCAGAGGUGAUCACCUGCUCCCACUCCCACCAGGGCUUCAAACACCGGUUCUGCAUUAAGACAGAGAGCGUGGUCCUGGGCAUCCUGCUGACCAGCGGCUGUGCCACCUCCCGUCACUGCCAGCAGCAGGAGCUCCCGGGGGUCCGCAUCCACUGCUGCGACACAGACCUCUGCAACGGCUCCCCCAGAGCCCCCCGGCCGCCCCCCGGCCUCGCUGGCGGCUGCCUCCUGCUGCCCUGCAUCCUUGCUGCCCUGCUCCUCUCCUGA
Molecule: messenger RNA, 414 nt
Organism: Gymnogyps californianus (California condor)
Lineage: Eukaryota; Metazoa; Chordata; Aves; Accipitriformes; Cathartidae
Product: ly6/PLAUR domain-containing protein 1-like
Exons: 3
Coding region: 1-414 (137 amino acids)
Source: RefSeq, a predicted model, not a curated record